Molecule: messenger RNA, 2331 nt
Organism: Alternaria postmessia
Lineage: Eukaryota; Fungi; Ascomycota; Dothideomycetes; Pleosporales; Pleosporaceae
Exons: 6
Coding region: 1-2331 (776 amino acids)
Cellular component (GO): nucleus
Source: RefSeq, a predicted model, not a curated record
AUGGGGAGCUCAACCGAGUUGGCCCCAGCGUAUGUCGAUAGCGUCAUGGCUCCCGAUACGGAUGCCAACCCCAAUGUCAACGGCAGUGGCGGUGCGUUUAAUGAACCGCUGGUCCUCGACUUCGCGACCAUGCAAGAUGCGUCUAAUUCGAUUACAAGGAGUGCCCCUCUUUCACCCGUCACUAGACCGGUUGAUCCCGAGCGACAUGAAAGUUGGCUUUCGGAUGACGAUACUUCUGCUCCUGCACCCCAGAUAGACUUUACAAGAAAGGAUAUCCAUAUCCCUUUCCGGACCAGUUCCGUCACUCCUCGGGCCACCCAAAAGCGUAUAUCGUUGCAAAGACGACUGAGCGCUGAGCCAUCAUCUCCUAACAACGGACGUUCGACACCGACACCAGACAUGCAACAGUCUCGUGCUCGAAGCAUGUCACGCACAUCUAGUGCAGUGCCGCAAAACGUGCAGUCAUCACGAAUUACUACUAAUGAACCAACAAUGAUACGAAGUUCGGCAGACUCUGUGAUAUCAUACGAGUCUGCUACACCAUCCAUUACAACUCAACAACUUGCGCCGUUGCAGCAGAAAGGUGGAAUGAUAGAUGACGGCGAUCGACUUUCGCCAUUACUGGAAGACGACCCUCAUUCAUUUGACCUUGUCAGCGCACCCGUCGAGAACGCGAGAUCCCAAUACUCGCUCGAAACCAGAUCUGAGCAACUCUUCUCAAGGGAACAUCUGCAGGCCAUCUUUGCCGACACUGCGUCACUGCUUCGAUUUACGUCCUUUCUGAGCGUGGCCCGUCCCAAUUCACUGCCUACUUUGAUCUACUACCUGGAUGCACUGAAAGCGCUAAGAGCUAUCAGCUAUGCCAACGCCGUUGCAGAAGCGCUGGAACCCAUCCCUGGCCUAGACUUCACCGAGACUCCAGCACGAAAUACAAUGAAUGCAGUCCUGGAGGAAAAAGCCAAUCGGGCCUUUGAUGUCCUGGUCCGUGACGAUCUUCCGGCGUUUAUUACGCACGUCUUCACCCAAGUCGUUAGCGUGAGCAUCGCGAAGCGCGUCACAGGGAAUUUACCUCCGAUGCUUCGUGAGGCUAGCGAGGGUUUGGCCGAAGUUUUCUGCCUGACAGACCCGUCCAGGACCGACAAUCCGAUCAUCUUCGCGUCCGAAGAAUUUCAUCGUCCAAAGACGAAUCGGAGCAGUGUAGAGCGUUUUGGAUUGGCUGCUCGGGAAGGAAGAGAUCACAGUGAAGUGUUCCUGAACUAUCGCCGUGAUGGAUCGCCAUUUAUGAAUCUUUUGAUGAUUGCGCCUCUACUCGACUCACGAGGGAAUCUCCGUUAUUUCAUUGGCGCGCAAAUCGACAUCUCUGGUCUUGUGAAGGACAGCACCGAUCUCGAGGCUUUCCGGCGCAUGCUUGACGAGGAAGAGGGCCACAAAGAGAAGGAGCCGCCAAAAGAUGAGUUCCAAGCACUCAGUGAAAUGUUCAACAACACGGAGCUGGACACAGUGCGGAAGUAUGGCGGCAACAUGCAUAGGGAACAUCUAGAGGAGCAGGAUGAAGCGAAUAUGCAGCACAAGCCCAGACUGCUGAUACAGGAUCAGUCGACGUAUGACGUGGAUAGGGCUGAGAAGCCAGCACCCAAGCCAGACGGUAGGCUGUCUGGUCCGUACAAACAUUACCUUGUUGUGCGCCCUGCGCCAUCCCUGCGCAUCCUCUUUACAUCGCCGUCCCUUCGUGUUCCAGGCAUCCUCCAAUCACGGUUCCUCGAUCGCAUUGGUGGGAGCAACCGUGUCCGAGAGUCUCUCAGCGACGCGCUUUCAGACGGGUCGCGCGGUGUUACGGCGAAGAUUCGCUGGCUACCGCACGCCGUGUCAGACCUCGAAGACCAUUACGAAGAGGGCCGACCCCGGUGGAUACAUUGCACUCCUUUGCUCGGCCAGAACGGAUCAGUGGGCGUGUGGAUGGUUGUGCUCGUUGACGAGAAAGAGCACAUUGCGCCGCAUCGUAGAUUCCGCCAGGCACCGCCUAUUCCUAACGACAUCCGCGGCAACAACCUAGCGCAAACCUCGCGACCAUACCAAACUCCCCGGUUCGACGACUUUGGCAACGAAACCAGCUCGUAUUCCCAAUCUUCACGCGGAGCGUCUCCUUACACGAACGGCUAUGCGAACGGCAAUGGCGUAUCCCGUCACCUGGAUGCCUUGCGCAACCCAUCAAGUCCGCACCGGGCGCAAAGCCCAAUGAGUUACGACCAGCGCGGACUGCGGUCGGCUGGUUCGUCGGUCAAGGAUUAUGUCAAUGGUCCCCAGGCCAGUGUUGACUCUUUCCGCAUCUAA